Molecule: messenger RNA, 2129 nt
Organism: Thalassophryne amazonica
Lineage: Eukaryota; Metazoa; Chordata; Actinopteri; Batrachoidiformes; Batrachoididae
Product: P2Y purinoceptor 13-like
Exons: 4
Coding region: 134-1276 (380 amino acids)
Biological process (GO): negative regulation of adenylate cyclase activity; G protein-coupled receptor signaling pathway
Cellular component (GO): membrane
Molecular function (GO): G protein-coupled purinergic nucleotide receptor activity
Source: RefSeq, a predicted model, not a curated record
CACGCUUUCUUACGUGGAUGACCAACUUAAGCAACAUUUGGAGUUUUUUGCUUUGUAUAAUUGGAGUUUCUUUUUCUUCCUGCGUGCAAAGGGCUGAGCGGAAUUGGGUAUUUCACUUCUUCAUUUUGUAUAAAUGUACAUUUCACCACUUUAUUCAUUAUUCUUCACAUGCCACACUGAGGAACACGACAAGGAAACGAUAAGAAGCAAUACUCAACUUACCAAGAAAAUGAAUGCCACCCUGUCCAACACAACCAUGAAGUGUGUUCGGGACACAAGUGUGACUUCUUUGGUGUUCCCCUGUCUGUACAGCAUCCUCUUUAUCGUCGCCCUGGUACUGAAUUUGCUUGCUGCAUGGAUCUUCUUCCAUGUGCCCACCACUUCCACAUUUAUAGUCUUUUUGAAAAAUGUGGUGGUGGCUGACUUGCUGAUGACUCUGACCAUCCCUGUGAGAGUCCUCAGCGAUGCAGGUGUGGGUUUCUGGCAACUGCGUGCCUUCCACUGUCGAUACUCUGCCGUCCUCUUCUACGUCACCAUGUACAUCAGCAUCCUGUUGUUGGGCCUCAUAAGCUUGGACCGUUAUCUGAAGAUAGUCAAACCUUUUACGAAGUGCGCCCUGCUGCGCGUGCGUGUUGGGCAGAUUGUGAGUGUGGUUGUGUGGGUUGUGAUGCUCUCCCUGGCUCUACCCAAUGUCAUUCUCAGUGGCCAGACCCCAAAGAUCUCUGGAGGUAAACUGAAGUGCACCUCCAUGAAGAGCAAAGCUGGACUGCUUUGGCAUGAAGGAUUCAACUAUUUUUGUCAGGUGAUUUUCUGGGGCACGCUGGCCUUGAUGGUGGUUUGCUACACGUUCAUCAGCAAGAAGGUGUAUGAGUCAUACAAAACCUCAAAGAGCAGUUCGGAAACAGCCAGUCGCAAGACCAAAGCAAAGGUCUUUGUGGUAGUUGGAGUGUUUUUUAUCUGCUUCGCCCCAUUCCACUUUGCACGUGUCCCCUACACACUGACCCAAACACGAAACGCAGUGAGUCACUGCCAGGCACAGAAUGCACUCUAUGUUGCUAAGGAAACCACCCUGUGGCUAUCAGCCACAAAUGUCUGUCUGGAUCCACUUAUCUACGUGUUCCUGUGCAAGGUGUUUAGAAAACGUCUCACAGCUACUUUCAGCCGUAAACCACUUCACAAAAGCAUCACCGAGUCUGCCACAGCAACAUCAACUCAGCUGGAAAUGUCACAGAUGGCUCAGAGCAGCAAAAUGCCACAUAAUGGCUUAGCACAGUAAUACAAAUAUAACAUGUAUCAGGACAUCAGCAUCGUCAAAGACAGUUGGAUUUGAGACGAUGUCUUUGCUCUAAUUGUAAAUACUUUGUUCCCCAAAUCCCAAAACUAACAUGUGGGGAGUACAAGCUUAUUGGAUGGGCAAGUACUCCUGGGGCAAUCAUACAUCUUUACACCGAUGAUAACCAGUGCUUCAACAUCAGUCUCAGAUGUCCCUUUUUUUAUAUUUUACGAAACCGGCACGUUUCGCUUUUAUUUGCCAAGCCAGGCCGCAUAUUACUACAAGGUUGCUUAAUAUCUUCCGUCACUUCUUGCUCUCUAAUCUUACUCAGACUGCACUUUCCUUCUUUUAGACAUAACAACUGACAAUGCAUUUCACAAGCAUCACAAAAGAUGUGAUGGAAGACUGAAUGAUAAUAUCUGAGAGCAAUAGACACCUUUUAAGAUUAAGCCUGUUUGCAAUAUGAUGUACGAUAAUUAUUUUCUGCAUACUGUUUCAUUUUUGCACUGGAGUUUUAACUUAUUUAGAGGUUAUGGGGAGGGGGGGUUACACUUAACUCCCGACACAAUACAUGUCAUGAUACAUCGACACAUCGUGCAAAGGCAACAGGCAUCGCCUCAAAAAGACAGAGUCAUAGAAGGUCAAGCCAGAGUAAAUCAUAAUUACAUUAUUAAAAAUUAUUUUUUCCAUGUGUAUUUUUAUUUCUAAAUAUGUCUUAUUCAUUUAAUAUCUUCUGUAUAGUGAAUGAACUGCAUGGUGAAUGUAAACAACUGUUUAAUUUCAUUUGUACAUUUAAUUAUUAUUUAUGUACAUCUGCAUCAUCAUCAUCUGAUAUUGGCAUAAUAAAUCUUUUUUG